Penicillium macrosclerotiorum is the source of this 321-nucleotide messenger RNA. RefSeq lists its product as uncharacterized. The coding region runs from base 1 to 321 and encodes 106 amino acids. The transcript has 2 exons. NCBI's taxonomy places the organism in Eukaryota, Fungi, Ascomycota, Eurotiomycetes, Eurotiales, Aspergillaceae. The record is from RefSeq and is a predicted model, not a curated record.
AUGAGUGACCAACGUGAAAGCAAAGGCCGUCCAGCAGGCCAACAAGCCCCAAAGGCCGUUCCCGAGACUCCACCUCGGCGAGCACCGGCCAGUGAGGACUCUUCAGGACCGAGUGAAGCCGUGCCAGGUCGUCCCGUUCUGGCGCUGGCAGGAGUUCGACUUGGUGCCGACCCGUUGGUUUGCUGCUUGUUCGAUGCCGAGUCGGGUUACAUUCGCGAUGAGCCGACAAGGUUGGCUGUAGAUGGCAUGAUGGGCGGGGAGUUCCCCGGUUUCUGUCUUUUCCAUACGGUAUCUCAUUCUCUACUCGCGAUGAUCGUCUAG